Messenger RNA from Paracoccidioides brasiliensis Pb18, 276 nucleotides. RefSeq lists its product as uncharacterized. The transcript has a single exon. The record is from RefSeq and is a predicted model, not a curated record. Bases 1 to 276 code for a protein of 91 amino acids.
AUGGCGCUGGCAAAGUUGUCCAAUUUUGCCGAUCUAGCGAACGCUGUUGCAUCCUCUUUAUGUCCGGUUGUGCUGGGUUCAUUGACAUUAUUGGGAGGAAUUGCCCGCAUCAUUGACGAUGGGGAUAAAUCAAGAAAUACCGUCAGCCCAGCCGCGACUCAUGCAGAGGGAGAUGUCGUCCUGUCUACUACUGUUCAUGGGGGUGUUGAGAAACCAGCCAUUGAGGGAAGAGAAUCCGCGCAAUGCAAGAUGAUCUACUUGAAUUGGGAUAACUAG